ACUUUGGCAAUCUCAAUCAAAAGUCAACCCUUUGACUUCCCUGCAGCAUGUGACAUGGUUACACAGCUUCAUGGAAGGUCGGAGAUUCAACCAUUGGGAAGACGACGAGGUAGGCUCAUCAAGUUAGUUAGAAGAUAAGAAGCGUGAAUGGAGAGAGAUUUGGAGCAGGCAGGUAGAUUGAGGUAUUAGCUUGGUUGGAUUUGGUGCUCUUGUCCUACUUGGAUGGCCAUGUUUGUGCCUGCAAGCACGAAGAGGAAAGACUUGGAGGUCGUCAACGACUGCCAACCCGAUUUGUCGCUCUUUUCUGAGACUAAAAGGAUCAAAAUAAGUCUGGACGGCAAGCCGCCGCUAAUCCUCGAAGAAGAAGUGGCGAUGAGUUCUCCGGCGUUCGAGGCGCAGCUGCAGGUGGAUGGACUGCCACAGGAGAAUCGAAACCUGGUGAUGACAUUACCGGUGGACGAAAUGGCAAUUGAUGGUGAGGUAGCCACAGCUACGAUUGCUUCCUCCCUUGACCCCAUAGAGAACCAUGAAAGAGAAGAGACUGGAGCUGAGGAACCGAUGGAAGUCGAAGAACAAGAGGGUCUUCUUCAGCGACCGGGAAGAACAGAUCCCGUCAUAUGGUCAGGAUUCUUUUGAGGAAGGACCAGUUUACCCAGCUGAUGCUAAGUUGCACUGUAUGCGGAGCGACUAGGAGGCUGUACAGCCAGUAGAAACGGUCUCGUCUCGUCUCGUUAAUUCUAUUUGUCAUGAUAUACUCGUGUGAUUUUGGUGACUUGUCAAUGAAUGGACGAGUUUGAACCAUGAAAGAGUGAAGUGAGCGAGAACGAAGAGUAAGAUUGAUAAUAGGGACUCC
Musa acuminata AAA Group (dessert banana) is the source of this 853-nucleotide messenger RNA. RefSeq lists its product as uncharacterized. The record is from RefSeq and is a predicted model, not a curated record. Bases 223 to 636 code for a protein of 137 amino acids. NCBI's taxonomy places the organism in Eukaryota, Viridiplantae, Streptophyta, Magnoliopsida, Zingiberales, Musaceae. The transcript is spliced from 4 exons.